CCUGAAGUUCUGCGUCUCAGAGGUCUGAUGCAGUCUCUCAUCCCAAUUCUAAUCCUCCUGUGCCAGCUGUGGCAGCAUGCCUCGUCGUCGCGUGUCACUGUUACAGAUGAGGUGACGUGUUCCAAGCCGCCCCGUGAUCUGCCUGAGAAGCCAAUCGACAUCGGGUAGAAAGGGAAAGGGAGGGAGAGACUCGACAAUACGGCUUUCUUCAAAAUUUGUUUCUUCUCUUGGCCGCUGCAAUGGGUGGCUGGAUGGGCAGUUGCUCCGUGAAGGUCGCCGAGGCCUUCCGCCAUCGGGUGCAGCCAGAUCUCAGGGACAAGCACACGCUGGAUGUGGUCCUGCGGCUGCGAAAAAAGGGAACAGGCGACAUCGCUCAGCUUCAAAUCUCACUGCAGAAGGUCGAGGCAAUCGACGUCACAAAUGGUUGGUGUCGCCUGGAUUAUCGCUUGCCUUGGCAAAAGGAGGACUACUGCUUCUUGGAAAAGUAGCGCAGCGCUGAACACACAAGCUGUCACCUCUUUUCUCUGUCCGCACAAUUUCAUGCAGUGUUCACAAAGACGACCGGCUGAGCGGCAAUUCUCUUGUGGUCUCGAUGCUGUCAUGGCUUGAUACAUACGGGAAGCACUGGGGCUGCACCAAGGUGACACUGACCAAGGUGACACUGACCGACAGCAGCAGCAUCAAGGAGCUGUAUCUUCUCUCACAUGCAAGUACACAGACAUCCAUAUGCAUUCAGGAAAAUGGCCCUGCGUGGCUUCAGUCACGUCCUGAUUGAUUGAUUCUCUUUGUCUGCCUGCCUGCCUGUGUCUCAGGCUUCUACUACCAGUCGUUCGGGUUCAAAUACGCACCUAAGAUGGACGAAGAGGAGAUCGACAGCUGCCAGGCACAUGACGAGCUCACUUCUCAGCAAGACCGGGGUCCUGUCACCCAUCAAACCCGAUGUCCAGUUGGCGGGGGAAUCAAUCGAUGAGAGAGAGCACAUGGACGACGAGACGCGCUUGUUCUUCGAGAUCCAAAACGCAUGGCCCGAGCUGCAGAAGAUGAGUCGGGAAUGCAUGUCGAAGAAAGAGAGGACUCGUGACGGCCGGAUCAAUCCCCAAGCCCGUCUGCUGCCCCACCUGCCCCCAAAAGUUACCAUCGAUCCCAUCUUCCCGCCCGGCGGCACCGCUCACGAGGCCAUGUGUCUGAUCCAGUCGGCCGGGCUUAUGCUCAUGACACAUGCAGACAAGAAGCGAUGGCAGGGGAUUCUCAGGCAGCCGGACACUCCUCCAUCCCUCAGUCUGCUGCUCUUCAGCUUGCCCGAAGGCCCUGCGGAAUGUUUUGGCAAUCGAGACGCGGUGCGGCAGCUGGGAGACACGCAUCGCUACACACUCGUGGAGGAGUUUCCACCUCGUUAAGACAGGGAGACGCAGAAAGCUGAGUGAGGGGACAAGCAGACACUGGACACAUGCGUGAGUCACUACAAAAAAUCGAGUGAUAC
This is a messenger RNA of Vitrella brassicaformis, 1480 nucleotides long. Lineage: Eukaryota; Vitrellaceae. The record is from the annotation of a GenBank genome assembly.